GAGUAGCUGAGGAAAGACAAAGCUGUGUGUGAGCAAAAGCGGUUUUUUCGGAAACUCGCGGCCGUGUCAUAUAGGUAAAGAUUUGGAAAGGCAACGGGACUCCUGCCCGGCGCUGCUUCUCACAUUACUUCAUUGCAGGGGGGCUUAGAUGGAGUGAAGUGUUGCUGCGCUGAGACUAGCACUCUUUAUCAGUAUACCUUUUUCAUUCCCAGUCAGGGGAGCUCUGAAGGCAAGCGGUGGAGAUUUGAAAUCAAAGGCAAGACGAUAGAAUUUUAAUGGACAAGGCUUCGUGCGUCUGUUUGGAUUUAAAGUGCUCAAAGGCGCAUCAAUGGGGCUGCCACAUGGACGGGCGUAUGAAGACAGCGAAUACGCAACCCUGUUUUAAAGACUAACACAACUUCACAGAAAGGAGAAAACUCGAGCUGAAUGGGCAUCUUCAAACGUAAACCUGAACCUCGACAAAGUGGAUUGGAUUAAAAGGGGCCAAAUAACAGAUGCAUCCAGCAAGCACGCACGCAUAAUCCGUUCUUGAAAUUCCCUCCUCAGUCCCGGCUCUUCUUAUUAAUUAGUAAGAAAGGGGUCGUUUCAGACAAGGCGGCCGGCACUACAGAGCAAAGGGGAAUACAAGAAACGUGCUCAUAAUCUGGAAGAGCGAUCAGAGGAUUCGAGCAGCACAGACCGCGUCCUACACAGAAAGGGGAGCUCGCAAGCCGCUGACAAAUCCCCACACACUUCGAGUACGCGGAGCCGCCGAUUUGCUUUAAACUCACAGUAGACGCUCUGCUGCUCGUUUUUUUCCGCUUUAUUUUGAUCUUUUUUCUGGCUGCUGUUCUCAUUGUUGAUCAUUUGACAGAAAUGCACCGAAGUGCAGGAAAAGCAAUGCCGUUGCUCUGCGUGACUUUUUUGGCUUUAUAUGUAAUUGUAGUGAAAGGAUUCCCCACGAAGAAACAGGGCAGCACCCCAAAAUACUCGGGGGCGCAUCUGGAGGUUAAGGGUCGAGGAGCCUCUAGUGCCUCUCAUCAGGGGUUGGACAUUUUGCAACAAAACAACAAAAUUAAGAGUUGGAAAAGAACUGGCCCAAGUAACCCCCGUCGACACAAGAGGAGGUGGUCUCAGCAGCGCACGGGUGGGACUUACACUCAAUCCAAGGCUGAACUGGAAGACAGUAAGCCCUUUGUUUUGGACCUUAAGAACUUUCCUGACCUGGCUAAUGCUGACCUCAGUUCUCAAAAUCCAAACAUUCAGGUAACCAUUGAGGUGGUUGAUGACCCACAAGCAGAAAUCGAAAUGGAUCUUGUGAAGGAAAGCCGCAAUGACUGGUCUUUGUCCUCUGCCGACUGGCUAGCUCACAAAGAGCUGUUCUGGCCUCUCUUUUGGAAAUAUCCAGACCCUGCAGAGGACAGUAAUGGGCGGGCAGGACAAGAUGAGGAGGAUUACACCGAUUACGACAGUGAAGGGUCUGUUUUGAGCAGUGUGGAUGGCGAUUGGGACCGUAGGUGGCCUGGACACAAGGGAUGGGGUCCCAAAGAUAAUUAUGAAUAUGAAGAAGAGGAAGAGUGGAGUUCCUGGUCUCCCUGCAGUGCCACAUGUGGUAGUGGCAAUCAGAAGCGUACGCGGUCUUGUGGCUAUGCGUGUACUGCUACCGAAUCCCGAACGUGUGACCUAACACACUGUCCAGGGUUUGAAGAUGAUAUUAAUGCUGUAACAGAUCUCAUGCCAUAUGGUGCUGAAAACAGUACAGACUUGUAUGAUGCUGAUCUUGACAGCUGUGAAAAAUGGCUCAACUGCAAGAGCGACUUCCUGAAGAAGUAUCUUCACAAGGUGUUAACAGAACUGCCUAGCUGCCCGUGUCACUACCCAUCCGAGGCCGUGUACAGCACUGUCCACGUCUUUGAUGAGAAGCAAGGCAAGACUUAUCGAUGGCGGGAUGCGAGCGGCCCCAAGGAGCGCCUGGAUAUUUACAAGCCCACUGCCAAGUUCUGCGUUCGCUCCAUGCUCUCUUUGGACAGCACCACCCUGGCUGCCCAGCACUGCUGCUACAAUGAGCAGAUGAGACUGAUCACCCGAGGGAAGGGCGCGGGCGCUCCCAACCUCAUAAGUACGGAGUUCUCCCCCGAGCUGCACUACAAAGUUGACGUGUUACCGUGGAUUUUGUGCAAAGGCGACUGGAGUAAGUUCCACGCAGUUCGACCGCCCAACAACGGCAUGCAAUGUACUGAAAACCCCACGGAGGAUGUCUAUAUGAAUGAGCUGGAAGAAGCAAGAGAGUAUUAAACGCAUUAGGACUUGCAAUUCCAUUCACAGACUUGUAUCCACUUAAUUGCACAAAAACAGAGAUCUGCUCCACUUUUUCUCCUGCUGAACCUGCAGUGAGGAAGUUGCUUAUUUUGGCUGGCUGAUGAAUCUGCAUCUGUUAAAAUGAGAGCCGUGCCUUCUUUAGUUUCUUGGUUGACGUUAGCAGUCUGAUUCAUUAUUUGGUGCUCGGGUCACUAAAUGCAAUCGACGGCUUCUACUAGAGGAGGCCAGACUGAAGCAUGGGAUAGCGGACUGUUUUAAAGAGCGUACUAUGUUAUAGCGCACCAGGGGUCAGAUGUUUGACAAAACAUUGGCACCUUAAGGAGUGGAAAAAGCUUUUUUGCUCUCGUGUGAUAUCCUAUCCAUGUGGGUGCUUACAAAUGUACUUAUCUGCAUCUUUUCUAACGUUACGUCCUCACAGUGAUAUUUGCUGCUACAAACUUUUCCUCCACCUAUGGUGUCGGAACCCUUCAGCGGGGUGUCGGAUGGACACCAAUAGGAAACACAUUUGGCAGGUGCUGGAUUUUCCUAGGUCUAUUACCUUUUUUUUCCAUGGAAAAUGAUCUAGUCAACAUUGCUAAUGUUCCACAGAGUAGUAACAGAAUACUAACUUAAGCUUCCCAAAGCUCACGCUGGCAGAGUUCCAGACCGGGAGGGAGAGAAUCAAGGGAAACAGAUCAGAUGUGUAUGUACUGUAUAUAGAGUACACCAUCGGU
Messenger RNA from Polypterus senegalus (gray bichir), 3011 nucleotides. RefSeq names its product isthmin 2a (gene ism2a). The transcript is spliced from 6 exons. NCBI's taxonomy places the organism in Eukaryota, Metazoa, Chordata, Cladistia, Polypteriformes, Polypteridae. Bases 856 to 2274 code for a protein of 472 amino acids. The record is from RefSeq and is a predicted model, not a curated record.